Messenger RNA from Melampsora larici-populina 98AG31, 1728 nucleotides. RefSeq lists its product as uncharacterized. Bases 1 to 1728 code for a protein of 575 amino acids. The transcript has 3 exons. The record is from RefSeq and is a predicted model, not a curated record. NCBI's taxonomy places the organism in Eukaryota, Fungi, Basidiomycota, Pucciniomycetes, Pucciniales, Melampsoraceae.
AUGAAUCACAAUCCAUCAAGAGAAUUCAAAGCACUCGAGCGUCUCAAGGCUCAAAUCUUCUCAAACUGUCCCUUGCAGACCGGCGAUAAUGAAGGCUGUGGUCGAUGUCAAAUUAAAAUCAAAGACUCUCAAAAGCUACUCUUAUGUCAUUGUGGAAGGAAACUUAAAGUGGAGAUAUUGCAAUCGGCCGAUAGGCAUUGGAAAACAGCCAUCAAAACUGUAUCUAGUCUAAACUCAGCUAUUAAUCGCCAGUAUGCAGAUGAGAAAACAAUGAAAUAUAUAUCAAAUAAUACAUUAUCUGAAGAUCAGUUCCAAGUGACCCGCGCCAAGAUCCUCGGUGAAAAGCUUGCUAGCGAGUCGGUCGAGCAGGCAGCAAAAGCAGGUAGCCCAAAGCUCUGGGAUAUUAUAGCCGAAAAAGCAAAGCGAGGAUUAUUUGAUGAUCAUGCUGUAUUCAAAGCGCUUGUUGAGGCUAUGAGUAGCAAAGCCGAGCGCCUAUCUCAUGGGCACAGUUUGGCUGGGAUCAUCUAUCGACCGGAGCUAGACAAUUGGUUGAUUACAGCUGGUGCAUAUAGCAGUGGAGUUGUGUCGUUGGUCAGAGAUAAUUUUGCCGGUAGAUCACCCCGAAGCCAUCCGAUAUCUUCUACAACACGCAUUCAGCAUGUGAACCCAGCACUUUGGACUCAGGAACCCAAGCAAUUCUAUGACGAUAUCUCCACCAGCAUAGAUCAUGAUUAUCAAGAGACCAAAGUACCUUCACUCACAGUUUCAGAAGCGCUUUCAACCGCAGCCAAGAUCCAUGCAAAUGAUGAAGCAGCGAACUCAAUUGUUGGCCAGCUCUCUCAGAGAAUCGAAGAUGAAUUAUACUCAUCUUUCCAACUUCCGAACUUGCGAAGUUAUCAAACCAAAUCAACACAUCCUGAGAUCACAAAGCAUCAACCUACGCAAUCUCCACUGAUAACUUCUAGCUCCACUUUGAACUUCAAAAACCUUGUGAAGCUCCGACACGAACACAACAGUGCUGUCUCUCGACAUCACGGAAAUGAGCAAAUGAAAAACAAAUCUUCUGAUUUCCCAGCACCUACCAUAGAUGGCACCACCAGAGUCAGCAAUAUGAAACCAAGUCAAUGUAGCAAGAUGCUAUCUAUGUUGUAUCAAGAGAAUUGUGUACAAGUUGAACCUCUUUGUUGUCACAAACGUUGGAAUAUGACGGCAAAGAUUCGAGCAGCAGAUAUCAUUUGUACGGUUGGCUCAAAGAUACCGGUCAUCACUACUGAAUGGCUUAAAAGUGGACAGCUCAGCGAACUGAACCCACUGAAGCGACAUAAGUGGGUCAUCAUAAUCAAAGAUAGUACCCUAUACAUUGGUCGUAUCUUAGCCAUAUACGAAAACUCCAAUUCAAAACAUAGUGUAGUCGAAACCGCCGCAAGUCCUUCAAAUCUAUCGUUCAUCUCAGUGGUGAUGGGAAGAUACCAACACGGCACAGUUGACGUUUCCUGGGAUCCAGACAGUCACAAUUCAUAUUUCUAUGUCCAUAUCUCUCCCAACCGCGUGGCUCACAUCUUCCAAGAGAGUAAAGAUGAAGAAUUUAAGUUCUUACAACCCGGACAUCACUCAAUCUCACCAAAAGUCCAGAUGAUUCUACAGUCAAUCAGUAUAAGCACUUGGGCUGUUUCUUUUGAAAAGACUCUCUCAGCAUUGAAAGCAGCCGGAAAAGAUCCUCUCACUUAA